Molecule: messenger RNA, 1415 nt
Organism: Phragmites australis (common reed)
Lineage: Eukaryota; Viridiplantae; Streptophyta; Magnoliopsida; Poales; Poaceae
Product: protein BEARSKIN2-like
Exons: 3
Coding region: 76-1077 (333 amino acids)
Biological process (GO): regulation of DNA-templated transcription
Molecular function (GO): DNA binding
Source: RefSeq, a predicted model, not a curated record
GGCACGCGUGUAUAUAUACGCGCUACAGGCCUCUCCCGCGUCAAAAUUAUUGAAGGUUUAGAACCUAUCGAUCGAAUGGCGGCCUUCUCGUCCAGCAACGGCGUGCCGCCGGGAUUCCGGUUCCACCCGACCGACGAGGAGCUGCUGCUCUACUACCUCAAGAAGAAGGUCGGCUUCGAGAAGUUCGACCUCGAGGUCAUCACGGAGGUCGACCUCAACAAGAUCGAGCCAUGGGACCUGCAAGAGAGGUGCCGGAUCGGUUCGGCGCCGCAGAACGACUGGUACUUCUUCAGCCACAAGGACCGCAAGUACCCGACGGGAUCGAGGACGAACCGGGCGACGACGGCCGGCUUCUGGAAGGCCACGGGCCGGGACAAGUGCAUCCGCACCAGCUACCAAAAGAUCGGCAUGCGCAAGACGCUAGUCUUCUACCGUGGCCGCGCCCCGCACGGCCAGAAGACCGACUGGAUCAUGCACGAGUACCGCCUCGAGGACGUCGACGACGCACAGGGAGGCACCAGCGAGGACGGAUGGGUGGCCUGCCGCGUGUUCAAGAAGAAGUGCUUCUUCAAGAUUGGCGGCGGUGAAGGGAGCACGAGCCAGGGCGCGGAUGCCGGUGGCCACCUGGCCAUGUCCCCGCCGCUGGGCGGCCACCACGACCAGGCCAGGGUCGCCCUGGCGUCCCACUACACGCACCCGCAUCAGUACUACCACCACGCCUCCUACUACUCCCAGCAGAUGCAGGCCCCGGAGCCGCAGCAUGCCUACUCCCACCACGUGCAGGUCCAGGACCUCCUCACCAACCACCGGCCCGUGGCCGACGCCGUCUACGACUUCUCCGGCUUGCCGGUCGAGCACACAGCUGGCGGCCUAGACGUCGGCAGCAGCGACGGCGUCGCUGCGGACGGUGGCCUGCUGGGCGAAGGCAGAGACCAGGCGAGCGGCACGGCCGCUGAGCAGUGGCAGGCGAUGGAUGGGUUCAGCAACGGUGGGAGCGCGGCGGUGCAGCAGAUGACCGGCACCAUGAGUUCCGGCCAACGAGGUGGAGAGAUGGAUUUAUGGGGGUAUGGGAGGUAAACUCGAUAAAGAUCAAUGGAAAUCAUAAACAGGUGUGCAUGAGCUCCUGCAAAUGCGGUUUCUUGGGGUUAUAUAAUUUGAUUUGUUUGGAUUAGUUUUGGUGUUUACGAUGUGUACUGUAUAUGUCGUAUUAUUUGUUGCUGGUUUGGUGUAAUAAGAGCCAAGGAUACAUAUUGGUGUGUAAUCAGUGAUUAAAUUCUGUGUGCAUGCAGAAAAACAGAAGAAUUUAACUCUUUUUUUUGUCACGCAUCGAGUAUAGAUGUACUGAUGUAGAGCGUGUGUUUGGAUUGGAAGUAGGCGGCAGCAUUUGUUUUGCAUACAUUCUACUUUGUUUUGUG